AUUUGGAUCCAUGGCUGGUGAAGCAGCAAUCCAUGGCGCAUCUGCUCAAGCAUUGCUUGAUUUGCUUUUGUUCCUCGUCCCACUGGUUCUACUGCUCGUCGGUUGGAAAAGAUGGAGUCGAAGAAGAAUCAAGCAGCGGCCAAACCUGCCGCUCCCACCUUCCCCUCCAUUCAAGCUCCCGGUGAUCGGGCACCUCCACCUCGUAGGCUCCCUGCCUCACGUCUCCUUCCGCGACCUUUCCCGGAAGCACGGCCGGGACCUCAUGCUCCUCCGCUUGGGCGCGGUGAACACGGUGGUCGUGUCCUCGCCUCGCGCCGCCGAGGCCGUCCUGCGCACGCACGACCACGCUCUCGCAUCCAGGGCGCGCUCCGCCGUUGCCGACAUCAUCUUCUACGGCUCGUCCGACGUCGGUUUCGCGCCCUACGGCGAGCCCUGGCGUCAGGCCAGGAAAGUCGUCACGACGCACAUGCUCAGCACCAGGAAGGUGCACGCGUUGCGCCACGGACGUGAGGAAGAGGUGCCCAUAGCCGUGGCCAAGAUCCGUGCAUCGGCGGCGACCGCCGCGGCGGUGGACAUGAGCGAGCACCUGCACUCGUACGCGACAGACGUCGUCUGCCGCGCGGUGCUCGGGAGACACCACGGCGACGAUGGCAGGAACAAGCUGGUCCGCGAGCUGGCCGACAUCAACAUGUCGCUCCUUGGGGGGUUCAACCUCGAUGACUACUUUCCGGGCUUCGCAAUAGUGGGCGUGUUCACCGGCUUGGUGGUGUGCCGCAGGGCUAUCAGGGUUCGCAAGAGGUGGGACGAGCUGUUCUUAAAGCUCAUGGACCAGCAGGGGCGACACCGCGAGCAGGAGGAUGAUGCCAGCUCGGACUUCAUACACGUCUUACUCUCUCUGCAAGAAGAGUACGGAUUGACCACAGACAAUGUAAAGGCGAUCGUGAUGGACAUGUUCCAAGCGGGGAUAGAAACGAUAUAUCUUGUGCUCGAAUCUGCAAUGGCUGAGCUGAUGAAUAACAGACACGUCAUGGCCAAAUUGCAAGAGGAGGUCAGGAGGAGGCAUACACUGGGGCCGGCAGUUGGGGCCGAGGACCGAGAAGAACCACAACAAGACGUGGUCACGGAAGAGGAGCUCGUUGACAUGGCCUACUUGAGGGCUACAGUGAAGGAGACGUUGAGGCUGCACCCUCCGACGCCACUCCUCAUCCCUCACCUCUCGAUGGCUGACUGCGAGAUUGACGGCUACACGAUCCCUUCCGGGACACGGCUCAUGGUCAACGCGUGGGCUCUCGCUAGAGACCCCGCGUCAUGGGACACGCCGGAGGAGUUCGCGCCGGAGAGGUUCCUCCCUGGAGGCAGCGCGGCCACACUCAACGGCAAAGGGAGGGACUUUGAGUAUUUGCCUUUCGGGUCUGGACGGAGGAUCUGCCCAGGCAUAAACUUCGCGAAUGCUGCUGUGGAAUUGAUGCUAGCGAACCUCGUGUACCAUUUCGACUGGGAGCUGCCAGCAAAGAUGAAGGAGGUUGAUAUGAAGGAAGUGUUCAGCUUGUCGAUCCGGCGUAAGGAGAAGCUCCUCCUUGUCCCAGUUUCAAGAUCAAUCCCUCUCUCCGAUAAGAGAGAAUGAUAACUAGCCAACUACGAAGUACUAGUAUGAAAUAAGUACUGUACUUACAUUUGGCUUGUUCAAAU
Messenger RNA from Lolium rigidum, 1689 nucleotides. RefSeq names its product indolin-2-one monooxygenase-like. NCBI's taxonomy places the organism in Eukaryota, Viridiplantae, Streptophyta, Magnoliopsida, Poales, Poaceae. The coding region runs from base 11 to 1624 and encodes 537 amino acids. The record is from RefSeq and is a predicted model, not a curated record. Gene Ontology annotation, molecular function: heme binding; monooxygenase activity; iron ion binding. The transcript has 2 exons.